Molecule: messenger RNA, 876 nt
Organism: Trichomonas vaginalis G3
Lineage: Eukaryota; Parabasalia; Trichomonadida; Trichomonadidae
Product: protein ubiquitination
Exons: 1
Coding region: 1-876 (291 amino acids)
Molecular function (GO): protein binding
Source: RefSeq, a predicted model, not a curated record
AUGACCUCGAAAGAUUCAUCUUUUUUUACGGAGAGAGAAGGAUUUAAUAAAAAUCAAAAACUUGAAAGCAAUUUAUACCCAUCUCAUUACAAAGGAUAUUCAUUACUUGAAUUAUGUUGUUAUUACGGUGCAGUUGAUUGUUUCAAGUUUUUAAGAACAAAAUUCAGCUCAGAAAUAACUGAAAAAUGUCUAGAAUUUUCAUUUUUAGGAAGAAACAAUGAGAUCAUGAGUGAAUGUUUGAAAUAUCAAAAACCAAAUUAUAAAUGCAUGGAAUAUGCAAUUAUUUCACACAACAUUGAUUUUGUUACAUUCUUGAUGAAUGAAUACAAUUUAGAGAUCGAUUUAAUUGAUUGCGGAAAUUACAACAAUAUUGAAUCCUUUUUAGUUUAUUUCGAUCAAACCAAUGAUAUAAACAAAUGCUUUGUUUGUUCACCGAUGUUUAAUAUUCCAUCUUUUUUGAAAUACCUCCUUUCACAUGGUGCAAAUAUCAAUGACAAAAAUAAAAAUGGACAAACAACACUUCAUAUUGCAGCAAUGCAUAAUAAUAAAGAAACUGCUGAAGUUCUCAUUUUACAUGGUGCGAAUAUCAAUGAAAAAAAUAAGGCUGGAGAAACCGCACUUCAUUAUGCAGCAAUGUAUAAUAAUAAAGAAACUGCUGAAGUUCUCAUUUUACAUGGUGCGAAUAUCAAUGAAAAAGAUGAAGCUGGAGAAACCGCACUUCAUAUUGCAGCAAUGCAAAAUAGUAAAAAAACUGCUGAAGUUCUCAUUUCACACGGUGCGAAUAUCAAUGAAAAAAAUAAAAAUGGACAAACCGCACUUGAUAUUGCAGAAUGGAAUGAUAAUACAGAAACUGAAGAAGAUGAUGCAUUUUAUUAG